Schistocerca cancellata (South American locust) is the source of this 1366-nucleotide messenger RNA. Its product is annotated as tyrosine decarboxylase-like. The record is from RefSeq and is a predicted model, not a curated record. NCBI's taxonomy places the organism in Eukaryota, Metazoa, Arthropoda, Insecta, Orthoptera, Acrididae. Gene Ontology annotation, molecular function: carboxy-lyase activity; pyridoxal phosphate binding. The transcript has 4 exons. Gene Ontology annotation, biological process: amino acid metabolic process. Bases 57 to 1160 code for a protein of 367 amino acids.
AUCUAGUUUCCUAUACAUCAAAGGCAGCUCAUUCAUCUACAGAAAAAGGAGCAAAAAUGGCUUGUUUAAGACUGCGUAUUCUGGAUGUUGAUGAAAAAUGUUCCUUGCGGGGUGAUACAUUACAGCAGGCAAUAGAAAAAGAUCUGCAGCUUGGGCUUAUUCCGUGCUGUGUGGUAGCAACACUAGGUUCAACAGGUGAAGCAGCAUUUGAUAACUUGAAGGAAAUUGCUAUGGUCUGCAGAAAAUAUCCUCUGAUAUGGUUGCAUGUUGAUGCUGCUUAUGGAGGCAGUUCAUUUGUUUGUAGAGAAUUCAGAUACUUGCUAAGUGGAAUUGAAGAUGCUCAUUCAAUUAAUGUUAAUCCAAAUAAAUGGUUUCUUGUGAAUUUUGAUUGUAACUGUAUAUGGUUAAAAGACUAUCAGCAAUUUAUUGAAGCACUUUCUGUGAAUCCCCUUUACUUGGAACAUGAAUGGAUGGAUGGAACUGUUAAUUUCCAUGACUGGGGAACACCUCUCUCCCGUAGAUUCCGUGUACUGAAAUUGUGGUUUGUAAUGCGAUCCUAUGGAAUAAAAGGCUUGCAGCACUACAUUAGAAGGCAUUGCCAUUUAGCAUCAUUGUUUGAAUCACUUGUCAGAAAAGACAGUCGAUUUGAAGUAAUGAAUGAUGUAAAGAUGAGUCUAGUAUGCUUCCGACUUAUUAAACUGAAUGUUGAUGUAGCGCUAACAGAAGAUGAGAUGACAGAGCUCCUGUUAGCUUAUAUCAACAGUACAGGAGAACUCCAUAUGGUUCCUGCACAUAUACAUGAUUGCUUCUCAAUCCGAUUUUGUGUAGUCUAUGAGUAUGCAACAGAGGAGAUGAUACUUACUGCUUGGACAUUCAUACAAGACAGUACCACACAUCUGGAGAUGCAUAUUAAAAACCAGGAAGAUUAUCCAGGUGUAAGGAAAAUGGACUCUAAAGAACGUAAAACCCUGACAAACUUAGUGGGUAAAUAUGCCCAUACUAGGACUGUUCCACUGUCAGAUUACAGGCAGCAAGCAGAGCAGCCAUCACUCAGUGAUUGUCAUAUACCAGUUUUGGUGCCACUAAGUAAUGAAAACAUUGUGAAGAUGGUUGAUGUUGCUGGACUUAUAAAUGACAAACGUGAUAGUAUUGCACCGUGAAGUUUCUAAUGGCAGUAGUUCAGUGUCAAAAAAAUUUUAACCAAGUUUUGUGCCCCUUUCAAAUGUAACAUUGCAGUAAUUUUGAACUGUUACUGUAAAUCAUGCCACAAAAAUCCCGUAAAUAUAAACAUCAAAACAACCUGUGUUUCUUUUCUUUUUUGAAUAGAUUGAUUUAUCAAACAGAUCCAUGGUAAACUGUUAUCUUU